UCUUUAUAUCCACUCACCUGUCACCUGUCCUCAUUCUCCUAACCUCUCAGGUGUUCAGGUAAACAAGAACACUACAGAGGUCAUUCAGGUUCAAAAUAUUCUUUAUUAUUUAAAACGUUCUUUAUUAUUAUUGGGCUUUUCCAGAGCCGUAUAAUAGAAUAGUCUCUAUAUGGCGCUGGGCUUUUCCUCAGACGCGAUGCUCUUAUUUAGAAACCGGAUGUGGAUUGUGUUCACUUAUUUUGAAAGUCCUCCCCGGAUGUUGACAUCUCAUAGAUCUGGCUUGACGGACGGUCAGCUGUUUAGUUUAGUUUGUCAACAUGUUGAUAUAGCCGGAUAAUAACCGGGAACUAACCGGGAAAUAACCGGGAACUAACCGGGAAAUAACCGGGAACUAACCGGGUUAACGGAGAGGUUUUGCGGGAGAAUGGAGGCGUUCAGUAAGCUAGGUAGCAUGUUGCUGCACGCGCUGGAGACGAGGGAGCCCACAGUGGAUCUGCUCGAAUCGUUUUUGGAUCACUGGAAGUCGAUCACUAAUUAUUACAUCGAGACGACAGAUGACAGUCGUCCUGUCAAACAGACAGAGAUCCCGUGGCGUCUCAAACAGAUGCUGGACAUCCUGGUGUACGAGGAGAAACAACAGGACUCUGGAGCGUGUCUGCAGUAUCUGCUGCAGCACAAGCUGCUGGAGACUCUGGUGACGCUGGGGAAGGCUCAGUACCCCCCAGGUAUGGUGCAGCAGGUGUUGCUGUUCUUCUCUAAGCUGCUGUCUCAGGUCCAGAAGUCUCUGCUGCCUCUGGUCACCGUCUACAGACCUGUACAGCUGAUUCGCCUCUGCGCACUUCCUGGUUCCCUCACGGAGAAGGAGGAAGCUCAGUUCCUAUUGGUCGUCUGUUCCAGAGUCAAACAGGAUCCACACACGCUCAGAUACGUCUUAGAGAUUGUGGACCAAUCAGCAGCCAGGACAACAUCAUCUGUCCAAUCACAGAAUCACCAAGCCUCCAUUCACGCGACAGAACCCACCUUGCUUUCCAUCCAAUCAGAGGCCUCUCCCGGCAGCCCUGUCCAAUCAGAGGCCCCUCCCGGCAGCCCUGUCCAAUCAGAGGCCUCUCCCGGCAGCCCUGUCCAAUCAGAGGCCUCUCCCGGCAGCCCUGUCCAAUCAGAGGCCCCUCCCGGCAGCCCUGUCCAAUCAGAGGCCUCUCCCGGCAGCCCUGUCCAAUCAGAGGCCUCUCCCGGCAGCCCUGUCCAAUCAGAAUCUGGUUUGCUGUCGGCUCUGCUGCAGCUCACCAGGAGUCAGAGGGCCCCGGUGUGUGUGAAGGCCUAUGAGGCCCUGCUGCUGCUGGCUUCUCUCCAGGAGUCUGAGGGGGAGCUUCUCUCUCUCAGUGCCCAGCUAGGAGAGCUGAUGGUGGGCAGGAUGAAGCUGCUGCACUCCCUGCUGCCUCUGGAGGAACUGCAGCAUGAGGAGAUACUGAGCUGGCCUCACACACCCUGGAGCUCUCAGUUUUCCCGCUGCAGCUCUGAGUCUGCGGCCUCUGGUCACAUGACCAACUUCUUCUCCUGGCUGGACUUCCUGGAUCACCUGAUGAGAGAGGCUCCACAGGUGUUAGCGCUGAAGCUAGCUCAGUGUGUUCAUCGGUUCUGGUUGGUGGACGUUCUUCAGCCUCAGCUGCUGCACACGUGUGAGCAGGUGGUCCUGGUCUCCACCUCGCUCCUCUCUGCUGUCGUCCGAUUGGUCCAGUCCUCCUCUCUGCUGGAUCAGAUCGUUCACUUCCUGCUGAGGACGGACGCUCUGACUCACCUGCUGCUGCAGCGCUGCGACCACAUCUCUGACCAGAUCAGCAUGGCGUCCCUCUCUCUGGUGGAGGAGUUACUACAGAAGCCUCACAGGGACAUUCUGGACGUCCUGGUGCUGAACUACCUGCAGAACCGCAGUUACCUGUGCUCACCUGUAGGGGCAGCGGAGGAGAGACACCUGGAGAGCAGCGAGGCUAACGAGGACAGCGAUGAUCUGGAGGAGGACCCGUUCUUCUUCUCUGACAGUCAGCUCCUCCCCCCUCCACUCUCCUCCUCUCCCUCUGCAUCUCCCCCCUCUGGACUGGGAUCAUCUGCUGACGUCGUCAACAGUUUCCUGUGUCUGGUUCCUGUUCAGGUGAGGUCGGCUCAGCUGCUGCAGGAGGGAGGAUACGAGUCGUACGUCCACGACGCUCACACACUGGUGACAGACUGCGGGUCUCUCUCUCUCUCCUGGGAUUGGCCCCUCAGGCUCCGCCCCCCCUCAGGUGAGGACCAGUUCUUUGAAGGUCCUCUGCUGGGAGUCCUGUUCACCAGACUGGGAAGAGUCCUGGAGCAGCCCUAUGAGGUGAGUCUCCAGGUGACGGCUGUUCUGUCUCGCCUGUCGUCCUUCAGCCACCCCCUGCUGCAGGAGUACCUGAUGAACCCCUACAUUCACCUGUCUCACUGCUGCAGAUCGCUCUUCUCUGUCCUCAUCAGGUUGAUGGGGGAGUUGAUGCAGAGGAUCCAGCCGGUCUCUAACCUGACAGACAGACUGUUGGACACCAGGAGACACCUGCUGGGACUGACCCCCAACACAGGACUGGAGCACCUGACGCUGCUGAAAGGAAUCAUCGUCCUCGAGGAGUUCUGUAAGGAGCUCGCUGCCAUCGCCUUCGUCAAACUGCCUCUGGAGAGCAGAGACUCACCUGGGGACUCACCUGGACCUGCAGUGACUCACCUGGACCUGCAGUGACUCACCUGGACCUGCAGUGACUCACCUGGACCUGCAGUGACUCACCUGGACCUGCA
Molecule: messenger RNA, 2799 nt
Organism: Trematomus bernacchii (emerald rockcod)
Lineage: Eukaryota; Metazoa; Chordata; Actinopteri; Perciformes; Nototheniidae
Product: protein FAM160B2-like
Exons: 18
Coding region: 425-2743 (772 amino acids)
Source: RefSeq, a predicted model, not a curated record